AUGGUGAACCCUCCUAAGACCUGCCAGACAUUCUGUAAGAAGUGUGGCAAACACCAUAAAGUGACGCAGCACCAGAAGGGCAAGGAUUCUCUGUACACACAGGGAAAGCAGCUUAUGACAGGAAACAGUGGCUGUGGAGGGACAAUUUUCAAGAAAAAGGCUAAAACUAUGAAGAAGGUUGUGCUGAGGCUUGAGUGUGUUGAGCCCAACUGCAGAUCUAAGAGAAUACUGUCUAUUAAGAGAGGCAAGCAUUUUGAACUGGGAGAGAGAAGAAGAGAAAGGGUCAAGUGA
Molecule: messenger RNA, 291 nt
Organism: Sciurus carolinensis (gray squirrel)
Lineage: Eukaryota; Metazoa; Chordata; Mammalia; Rodentia; Sciuridae
Product: 60S ribosomal protein L36a-like
Exons: 1
Coding region: 1-291 (96 amino acids)
Biological process (GO): translation
Cellular component (GO): cytosolic large ribosomal subunit; ribosome
Molecular function (GO): structural constituent of ribosome
Source: RefSeq, a predicted model, not a curated record